Armigeres subalbatus is the source of this 2285-nucleotide messenger RNA. It is a transcript of the gene Arl5, whose product is annotated as ADP-ribosylation factor-like protein 5B. The transcript has 7 exons. Gene Ontology annotation, cellular component: trans-Golgi network; cytoplasm. Gene Ontology annotation, biological process: intracellular protein transport; vesicle-mediated transport; protein localization to Golgi membrane. Lineage: Eukaryota; Metazoa; Arthropoda; Insecta; Diptera; Culicidae. The coding region runs from base 1003 to 1542 and encodes 179 amino acids. Gene Ontology annotation, molecular function: GTP binding; GTPase activity. The record is from RefSeq and is a predicted model, not a curated record.
AAAAAUUGCCAUCGAAAAAGUUGCAGCCUCGGAGCGGAUCGCCCGCAGCUUGAUGGAAGUGGAAAGCAGCUCGGUAUCGCGAAGAAUAUCGUUUCCAAUCUGCGCUAAUUAUCGCCACUAGAGUAGUGCGAUUGGUGGUAAUCUUUCGUAAUUCGGUCGCAGUGAGUAGCCUUCGGUGUCGCGCUUGUGGAAACCGUCACAUUUUCGGGCGGAAACCCCCACUGUUUUCGAGUGCUGAUUGUGGCGCUUUUGGGUGUUUCUUUUACGCCGUGAUUACGCUCCGUUGGAUCCCAUAAGGAAUCGAUCCCAAGGUGUGCUGGCCCUAGUGCAGAGGUACUGUUGUUGGUAAACGACUCUUUCGAAGGUUUCGUUGUCCUCUUUGGUUUCAACACCUGAGCAGGUAGAUAGAGGAGGAAUGUAAAAAUUAGUUGCAGCUACCUGUGUCAGUCGAAAGAAAACGGAGCGGAAUCGAACGAGUGUGGUUGUGUAAGGAGAGUGUGAUCGCGUUUUUUUUUUGUGUGCUGGAUUCGAAUAAAGGCAAACAACAACAGCAGCAGAUGCUGCUGAUGCUGAUAAUUGCAAAAGACAUAAGAAAUCCGUCGUAACUCGUAACCCGCCUCGGUGUGCUGCAGAUCGAGAGCGAUCGCGUUUGCUCAAAUAAAGAGACUUCCCAUCCGCAAAGUUUCCGAGCAAGCAACUUCUGAAGUUAUUUUUUCAAAUGUUACACAGUGUGAUUAGAAGCGAAAGGAAAUUUAGCAAUAGUUGAUGAGUGUUGUGCGCGAUUGUAAAGAAAUAAGUUUAUCGAAACGGAAUCUGUGUUUUUGUUGUUGUUUAAGGUGUAAGAGUGCGUAAAAGCCCGAAGCGAAAGUGAGGGGAGGGCUAUGGAAUGUCUCGGAUUGACGAAUCGUUAUUGAUGAAGAAAUAAAAUACUCGCCCUGCAAAUAAAGUGACAACAGAAGUCAUUCCGGAUAGUCGAUUUAGGAGACCAACAGUCACAGCAAAAUGGGUCUGCUGUUCGCCAAAAUAUGGAGUCUCUUUGGGAAUGAAGAACACAAACUAGUGAUGGUCGGCCUGGAUAACGCCGGCAAAACCACCAUCCUGUACCAGUUUCUGAUGAAUGAAGUCGUUCACACGAGCCCGACGAUCGGAUCCAACGUGGAAGAGAUCGUGUGGAAAAACAUUCACUUUCUGGUGUGGGACCUGGGCGGCCAGCAGAGUUUACGGGCCGCGUGGAGCACGUAUUACACAAACACAGAGUUUAUCAUAAUGGUAAUAGAUUCGACAGACCGCGAGCGGUUAGCGGUGACGCGGGAGGAACUGUACAAAAUGUUGCAGCAUGAAGACUUAACCAAGGCUAGUUUGUUAGUGUAUGCCAAUAAGCAGGAUUUAAAAGAAUCGAUGAGUGCAGCUGAAAUUUCCAAACAGUUAGACUUGACCUCAAUCAAAAAGCACCAGUGGCACAUACAGUCCUGUUGUGCGCUCACAGGUGAAGGACUUUACCAGGGCUUAGAAUGGAUAGCUCAGAGGAUCAAAAAGAAAUGACACCUGCCAGAGUAAAUGUAAGGGUAAGUCGUCUAACGUUUCCGUUUCACCAUUUAACGUAGCAGUGUGCCAGACAGGAUCCCCUAUGACACAGCCCGGGUGCGAACAACAAGUGAGAGUUUUAGUUUAAUUCCAAUCAAAUUUAGUUCUUAAAAGUAUGUAUACCUAACGAUGGAAAAGCGAAGCAAAAAAAUGUAUAACAAAUUACAGUAACAAAAUCCCAUAAAUCACCGAUUUCCAGUUCAUCAGUUGACGGGAUAAUAGAAUAAAUUUUUCAAAAAUCUGAAAAAUUCGCGAUUCCGCCGAGAUGUGCUCAGUCGACUGCUGUAGAAAAAAACGUAAGAAUUUACUGAUACUGAGCGUAAUCGCUCGCCACUCCUCUGCUGUUCGUUUAGAAAUAAAAUUAAUAUCGUAUAACCUACUGCAACUAAAUCAAUGUAGGGGUAAAUAUAUUCAAAAGAACACGAAGUGAACCUGAAGGGAAACAUUUUAAGCUUUAGAUCGAAACCGAAAGAAACACGCUAGAACUGAGCGGAGAGGACUUAUUGAAGUGUUCUGUCGUUUGUUCUCUCUCCCCUUGAUUCUCCCGGUGAAGACCUCUAGGAUAAGUGUUUUAUUUCUGAUUUAUUAUUUAAAUAUAUGAACCUAAAAGUGGAACGUAAAAUGUUGGAAAAAGAGAAGAAAAAAUUAAACAGAGAUAUACUUACAUAAUUAGUUAAUACAAAAUGAACAAAAAUAAAAUU